CAGCCUUGCGUCAUAUCACUCCGCCCCUUAGACGUUCGUUCCUUCCUUGGAAGCUUUUCCAGCUGUUGGAGUAGUACCGGUGUGCGCUUUCUGGCCGGUUGGUCCUGCGGUCGUUUAGUCGUUAAGCGACCCUCAUGGCUACCGCUCGCCUUUUGGAAACAGCCUGGAGCUUUGUUGGCACGGCCUGAUGUUUGCUGACAAGAACGACAGGUCCUCCCCGGGACUCCGGGCCUUGCUAGGCCGCUUUCUGCGCGGCUUGCACCCGUACCGUCUUUUUCAGCGGGUUGGAGCUGCUUGGUCUUAUGUAAUGGGACCCUGGGAAGCGUCGUCCUUCCUCCCUUCCGGCUGGUUGAUUCACAGGUCGGUGCGGUCUGGUGAGUUACCCGAGGUGCUUGAAGCUCUGGGCUUACGCUCAGGGUCCUGGGAGGAGCUGGGAGAAUGCUUAGACGAGCUGGGUCCGUGGAAAGAGUUCCUUCCCCCUGAGGUUGGAGUUGAUCUGGACCUUCUGAAAUCGUGGCAAGGUGUCUCUUCUGGUAAAGAUGAGGACUCCACGUUCGAGGAACUGAACACCUGGCAAAAGGUUCAUAGUAACAUGCAGGUGUUCUGGGAGCAAGGAUUAGCUUGGAACGAUACUGCAGAGCCAAACCAAGAAGAGUGCCAUAAAACAUCCUCUGCCAGUCAUACUUUCUCUUCUGCUGACCAGACCCUUACUAAUGAACACAAACCCUACAAAGUAACCCACGAGAUAAGUGGAGCCCAGCCACAGUGUUCCUCCCUUGGUAUACUAACAUAUAUCUUAAAUGUUGGGAGUGGUGGGGUACAGGCUGGCCUUCAAUGGAAAGAUGGCGAAGAUGUAGAUGUCAUUGUAGACGACUCUAGUCAUAGUCCGUUUGAGAUUCAGCAUAUCCGGAACAAGAGACUGCGCUUUCUGCAGCAGAACAAGACUCCGGAGGUUCUCACUUCUGGUGUCAAGCAAAAAGCUAGUGAGAUGGAACAGAGUCAAACUAUAGUGUCCAAACUCCCUGAUCCUAUGCACUUGUCAUUACCCGACCAGGAUGUUUCUAAUUUAAAUUUAGAUUUGCCUGUGUCUGAAUGUCUUGAGGCUCAAAGUACAAAAAUACAGGACCUGUGUGAGUGGCUGCCAGAUUUUAGCUUGACACAGGGAGAUGUUCUGGAGUCUCCAGAAAUGAUUGAGAUGUAUGAAAAGUAUAGUUCCUGUGACCAGCAACCAGUUGCAUUUCAGGAAGUGGACGAGUCAAACAACCGCCAGCAUUUAUGUCCUUCCAGUCCUGAUAAGGACCAAGGAUAUCACAGUCUGGAAUACUGGCAGUGUACACCUGUUCCACAAAGUCUUACCACAGUCACACCUGAACCCUGUGAGUUAGACAGGGAGUCUGUAUUAUUUGCUUUGCCAACGGGGCUGUCAGCUUGUCCAGAUGACCAAAACAAUGAACUGCACAAUGAAAUUCCUAUUUCUUCUGUUACUGUUUGCACAAAUAAACAUAUUGGCUUCAUUUUGGGAACAGUUGUAAGCGAUGAUGAUGAUUCAAGUCCAUCAAGCAGCGAUGAAUGGGACAAGGAAGAGGAUGAUGAUGAUGGAUUUGACAGUGAAGGAUCAAUAUCCUCCACUGCCAGUGAAACUUCUGUCCCUGAAGAUGUCCUGUAUGAUUUGUUUUGUUCUGCUGAUCCUUACAGCCUUCAGAAUUUCACAGCCUCAUUACAAACUGGUGUUACACCUGGAGAAAACUCUCUUUCUUUGGAAACACUGGAUCAGCCUCAGUCUGAUGAAGAAUCGUGGUGUGAUAGUAAUGCAGAGUCAGACAGUGAGAGUGACUGUAGUGCUGAUGAACAGGAAAAUCUAAGACUUUGGAAUGCAUUUUUAAAAUCAGAUGAUCCUUACAACCCCCUUUACUUUACAGCCCCUGUGCAAACAUCAGAAACAAGACAGAGUAGUGAAAUUGCCAACACAAAUUCAGAGAUGGUUUGUAGACCCCUUCAAAAUGAAAAGGUAACCUUGGUUACACAUCAAGCUUAUGACCUCCAGCAACUGCAGUUUAAAGAAACGUACAGUGUGGAAGAUAAUGCCAAUCUUGGACAUAAAAAGGUUACUUUCCAUGAAAAAGUCACGAUCUACUAUGUGUGCAAUGAAGAACGCAAAGGUCAUUGGGAGGAGCUAGCCCGGGACCGCUGCCGUUUUCAGCGUCGUAUAAAGGAAACAGAAUUUGUUAUUGGACAUUGCUUGACACCUGAUCACAGACAAAGGGCAUGGGAGAGAAUACAAGGACAGUGGGGGAGCUAGUCCCACCAGAGUUUUAAGCCUCAGACUGCAGAAUUUCCUUAAUUUUUUUACAAAAUUAUCUACUUAUGUAUUUUAUGGAAGUGGUCAUCCGAUGUCCAGAAAGUGGAGCAUUAUAUUUGCUAAUUGUCAAUUUACCUUGAAUUGGAUUUUGUUUGAUAUUACUUUUUAUCCAUAAUGAACCCUUCAUGUUGUCUGUAAUGUAACACUCACAGAGAAUGCCUUUUGAAGCAUUUAUGCCUGCCAUACAUGAUUAAAAUUCGAUCCAUUAAUGGGCAGGAUGCCAGCACCCAAGUCAAUUUGACUAGGCUACUACCAACUUGUCGCAUUUUUCUGCAUGCUAUAGCCACUAGCAGUAAUUUUAUUCUCCCAGCUGCGAAGGACUGAAAAUCUGAUUCAUCUAUGGUUUGCCUUAGCUUAGUAGAUGCAAUAAACUUGAAGCCCAAUGCAAAAGGCUGAGUGGCCCUCCAAACUAGAACAUGCUAACCUUAAAGUAUAGUUCAAGCCAAAACCUUUUGUUUUUAGAUAACAUUUGAAAGGUUUUUACAUCUCUAUACAGGGCACAGUGUGGAUUUACCUUCACCAUCUGAACUGACAAUGGUUUCACUAGACAAAAGAAGUGAGGGGAGUAAAAUAAAAAAUUCUGACUGGU
This is a messenger RNA of Rana temporaria (common frog), 2948 nucleotides long. It is a transcript of the gene PPP1R15B, whose product is annotated as protein phosphatase 1 regulatory subunit 15B. Gene Ontology annotation, molecular function: protein phosphatase regulator activity. Gene Ontology annotation, cellular component: protein phosphatase type 1 complex; endoplasmic reticulum. The record is from RefSeq and is a predicted model, not a curated record. The transcript is spliced from 2 exons. Gene Ontology annotation, biological process: response to endoplasmic reticulum stress. The coding region runs from base 188 to 2299 and encodes 703 amino acids. Lineage: Eukaryota; Metazoa; Chordata; Amphibia; Anura; Ranidae.